AUGGAGUACUCCUUUCUCCUCCAAUUUUUUGUUGCUCUUAUCGUUGUUGUGUCAUUUAUAUUUGUCAUAUUCUUGGUGUUCACCUUCCACUAUUUGGAACGCGUGUUAAUGAAUUUGGUGAGUUUUAUGAUCAUACUUGUGUGCGCUCUUGUCACGUGUUUUCUGAUUGUUUUAAACACGUUUGAGUACUCAGUGAAUUAUCCAUUGUUACCCGCAACGGAUCACUUAAACCUCUCUUCAAUCAUUAUUGGUAUCAUCUUCACGGGAGUCUAUUGCGUCGUCGUCCCCUUUUCCGUGAUCAUCUUAAACGACAAACACGCCGUGAUCAACGCUAUUAGUGUGACUUUGCAGAUAACGGCAUUUUCCGUCUUAGUCUUUAUAUUAGCACCAAUUGUUAUAACAAUGGAAGUUGAGAACAACGACGGGUUUUCAAUUGAAUCCAUUUUUGUCAACUUGGACCCGACUGCUCAAAUCAGUUUGAACAAAUUGUAUGUCAAAGAUGAUAACAACGUCAUCGAAUGGCUGAUCUCAGGCACGUGUGCGAUUUUUAUAUGUCUGGUCUUCUGCGGGCGAGUGAUAUUAGUGUAUUAUGGCGGGUAUGGGACGGCAUCCACUGGUAUAGAAAUGAUCCGUGGGACGAUAUUUAGUGAGAUGUCGCCAUACCAGCGCAACGAGAAGUUGUAUCUCUCAGACUAUUUAAAUGCUCCCCAACACAGUACUACUCAAUUUAAAGAGUACACUAAAUUGAAGUUAGAAUUGUAUCAGAAAAAGUACGACGCAUUACAUUUACCAAAGACACGAGCUUAUAUAGUGAUGAUGAUAUUUAGAAUCAUAUUUGGCGUAUUAGCUAUAUUGUCAUCAGCUACAUACGUUGUGUGUAUUAUAGUCAGUUUGUAUGGAGAUAUCUUAUAUAGUCAAUGUGGCUGGAAAUGUGGGUUCAUUCCUCAGACGUCGGGGAAGAUCCUCCCCUUUGAAAAGAUGCUUGAUGUGAUCAAUGGAGAUAACUUGUUUGUGUUGCGAUUCAUCAUUCUGUUACUUCUUAAUAUGUAUUCGGCGUUCACUGUGUUUCUUGGAGCUCGGCAGUUGUUCACACGAUACCCAGGCGUGUCUAAAUUUGUAUUAAAAGCUAGAAAAACACUACCUGGUUCUGUGGUGUUAAUAGCAUCAUUCAUAUGCUUGUCGUCUGUUGGAUUUGUGAUGCAAAUAAUAUCGAUUAUGCCUAAUGUUUUAAUGUAUGGAUCACAACUGGACUCCUCUGGCAUGAGAUGUACUAUGAUGUCCAUUGGUCCUUGUGAACCCACUGGAGUAUCAAAGAUGCUCUUCAAAAUUAUUGCAACAAUUCCGUAUGUCGGGCUUGUUAUUUAUUUGUCGAACAUUUUCUACUUCUUCACAACAAUUCUCCACGUUAUAGAAGAAGUCGUUUUACUUACAAAGACUCUGUUCACAAAAACAGAAAAGUUGUUAAAAGCAAAUUGA
This is a messenger RNA of Entamoeba invadens IP1, 1476 nucleotides long. RefSeq lists its product as hypothetical. Gene Ontology annotation, cellular component: vacuolar membrane. NCBI's taxonomy places the organism in Eukaryota, Evosea, Mastigamoebida, Endamoebidae. Bases 1 to 1476 code for a protein of 491 amino acids. The record is from RefSeq and is a predicted model, not a curated record. The transcript has a single exon. Gene Ontology annotation, biological process: protein localization to vacuole.